This is a messenger RNA of Aethina tumida (small hive beetle), 1852 nucleotides long. It is a transcript of the gene Baldspot, whose product is annotated as elongation of very long chain fatty acids protein 6. Gene Ontology annotation, cellular component: endoplasmic reticulum membrane. Gene Ontology annotation, molecular function: fatty acid elongase activity. Gene Ontology annotation, biological process: fatty acid elongation, monounsaturated fatty acid; very long-chain fatty acid biosynthetic process; fatty acid elongation, saturated fatty acid. The record is from RefSeq and is a predicted model, not a curated record. The transcript has a single exon. Lineage: Eukaryota; Metazoa; Arthropoda; Insecta; Coleoptera; Nitidulidae. The coding region runs from base 158 to 1012 and encodes 284 amino acids.
GCGGCACGGUUCUGGACCUGGACAGUUCAUAUAUCCGGCCGAAUAUUCGUUAGUUGCAUAGUUUCCGAUUCGACCGUGACUCGCACACUGCCGGCGUGACACGCACACGAAUUUGUCCAUUGGUUUUCUUUUGGUUUGUUAGUGCCGGUCCAGCAACAUGCAGGAAUACACGCAGGUCACAUCGCCCAAUUACUCCUAUGUCUUCAAUUUCGAAUCGGAUUUCAUUCACCAGAAGAGCCGCACGUGGAUGAAGGAUAACUGGACAUGGGGCUUCUAUUACUGUGGCAUCUACAUGAUAUUGAUAUUCGGCGGACAGCAUCUGAUGCAGAAUCGGCCCCGAUUCGAGCUUAGAGGCGUUCUCAGUUUGUGGAACACUAUGCUGGCCACUUUCAGCAUAGUCGGCGCUUCCAGGACGGUACCGGAAUUCCUGCACACGCUUACCCAACACGGCUUGUACCAUUCCGUUUGCGUGCCAUCCUUCAUCGAACAGGACAAAGUAUCCGGCUUCUGGACGUUCAUGUUCGUCCUCAGUAAACUGCCGGAAUUAGGUGACACCCUCUUCAUAGUGCUAAGAAAACAACCGCUGAUCUUCCUCCAUUGGUACCAUCACAUAACUGUGCUGCUUUAUUCCUGGUUCAGCUACACGGAAUACACGGCGAGUGCCCGAUGGUUUAUCGUGAUGAAUUAUUGUGUGCACUCAGUGAUGUAUUCUUAUUAUGCAUUGAGAGCCAUGGGUUAUCGUCCACCAAGACAACUCGCCAUGGUAAUCACAUCCCUCCAGCUCCUCCAAAUGGUCAUAGGCUGUGCUGUUAACUUUUGGGCGCACCAGUUGCUGCAGAGCGGCGCCGAGUGCCACAUAACCCCCUUUAAUAUUAAGCUGUCAAUUGCCAUGUACUUCAGUUACUUUGUGUUGUUUGCGAGAUUCUUCUACAAAUCUUACAUGUCUGGCGGUAAACGCACAAAGAGGGCGAACGCCUCAGAUUACACCAUGCUGAAGUCAAAAGUACAUUAGUGGGUACGAAUGUACCUAAUGUUUACUUUUUGUUAUUUGUGUCGAAAGGACAUUUUGUGUAAUUUUUUAAUUCAACGUUUUUCCUAAGAUUAUUUAUAUAUUUUUCAUACUUGACCAUGUUUGAAAUUUAAAUUAUAAGUUUUUAUAUGUGAUACUUGUAUAGGAUGUUAUCUCGGUGAUUGUCUACCUGUUGAGGUAUGUUGAAAUUUGCUUAUUUUUAUGAAUAUUUACAUUAUGGAAAUGAAAAAUCCAUAAAAAUUUUAUUCAUGUAAAUAAACUGUAUAAUAGAAAUCAAUUGAAGUGAAACAUGUCUUUUCGACUAAUUCAUAAGGUGAAGUGUUCUUUAACAAAUUACCUCGGUAACACUAAUUUGUUGUUUAGAAAAAUUAGAUCAUGAUUAAGUGCAUUUAGAAGUUUUUUACUUUUGAAUACUUUACCACCAAUGGUUUCAGGGUUACUUUCCAAGCGAUAUCACAAAAUAUAUUUAUGUACUACUUUUUGGUCAAUCGUACAUACUGUGAUUUAGUUAUAUUGAAUGAGUAAUUUUGACUAGAAAAUUUAUUUAUCUAAUUUAAAUAAUAAAAGCCAGUUUAUCAUUGUUUUGUGAUAUCAACACUGCAUUUCGCAAAGGGGGAUAGGUUUUUAUUAAAACUAGUCAUUAUUUUAUAUAUAAUAAAAUAGCUAAUAUUAAAUACAAUAUUUUUUUAUUGUCAAAACCUGUUUUUUGGUAAAUUGUUUUUUUAUCACAACAGUUAGUAUUAUAAAACUGUGAAUAAACAAUGUAAAAAUGCUUAUAAAAAUAAACUAGCUAAGCUGAAAAUAAAUUAUUUUCCACCUAAA